This is a messenger RNA of Opisthocomus hoazin, 2424 nucleotides long. NCBI's taxonomy places the organism in Eukaryota, Metazoa, Chordata, Aves, Opisthocomiformes, Opisthocomidae. The record is from RefSeq and is a predicted model, not a curated record.
AUGGUAGAUGUCACUCCCGAUGGACCAGGUGCUCGCGGAAAGCUGGUUUCACCAAAAUGGAAAAAUUUUAAAGGCUUGAAACUUCAGUGGAGAGACAAAAUCCGUCUCAAUAACGCCAUCUGGAGGGCAUGGUACAUGCAGUACCUGGAGAAGCGCAAGAAUCCAGUAUGCCACUUUGUGACUCCCCUGGACGGCUCUGUUGAUGUCGAUGAACAUCGUCGGCCAGAGGCCAUUGCAACAGAAGGGAAAUACUGGAAACGAAGAAUUGAAAUAGUCAUCAGGGAGUACCACAAGUGGAGAACGUACUUCAAGAAAAGGUUACAGAAACAUAGAGAUGAAGAUCUUUCAAGCUUGGUCAGGGACGAUGAUGUGGUUCUCUGGCAAAAAAGAAGGUAUGGCAGAGAAACCCCUGUCCCUAUGGAGGAAGGCAGCCUCUUGGAUGCAGAUAUGCUUAUGUCUGAGUUCACCGACACGUUGUUCUCCACACUGUCUUCACAUCAGCUGGUUUCCUGGCCUAAUUCCAGAGACAUAGGACACUUAGGAAAUGCUGACAUGAUUCAACCAGGACUUAUUCCUCUCCAGCCAAAUUUUGAUUUUAUGGAUACUUUUGAGCCUUUUCAGGAUUUAUUCACACCCAGUCGUUCCAGUAGUUAUUUCCCUUCUGUGUCUACUGUCAACUCAGCUACAACAGAUAGCAGCAGCCAUUCUUCCCAGGUAAGAAUGGUUUCAAUGUUUAAAACAGCCUCGGGUUCAUUGCCCAACACACUUCCAGCAGGGAACACCAGUGAUGGACUGAUUGCAUCCUCAGUACCUGCUCCUGUCAUUCGUGAUGUUGGCAGGCUGGCCAGCAUUAGAAGUGAGGAGUCUUUCAUCCAGCCAUCGGAUUUCACUCCCAACUCAUCUCUUAGUGGACCACAAACGUUUUGUUAACCCCUACCAUUCUGUGUUUCUGUGUUUCAGACACCCUUGCCACUGCUUCAGCCUGCGACAGAGCAGCACGAGUCCCCGUUACCUGCAGUACCUCUGAAUUCCAGCUUAAGCUCUCCACCAGCUGCAUUUGCUGCACCGGAAACCCAGAAGUUUGGCUUCUGUGAAUCUACAGUUAUCACCCACACAGCUUCUGCUACGUUGACCCACAAUGCCCCUGCCACCACCUUCAGCCAGAGUCAGAACCUUGUCCUGGCAACGCAGCAGCCAGGUGCAGGCGUGCCUUGUAACCUGGCUUUCCAGACUGCUGUCCUGCAGGGACAGCCCCGGCCCCAGCUGCAGUCCCAACUGACAUUUGCACUCCCCAAACCUGUUCCUCUGGCCAGUGCUGGGACGAGGCCCAAACAGUCACAAAAAGUAGUGCCUGCUCCGAAGCCUGAAACAGUGUCCUUAUUGUUAAAGAAUGCCUUCAUCACCCCAGCUGCCUUUCAGGGACAGUCCAGAGCUGUGAUUGUAACUCCAGCACCUUUAAAAAGAGAGGGGAUUUUGACGCCAGCCACGUCUCAAUCUAAUGUUGCAAUUGCACCAGCUGGAAUUGUCAGAGCUCCCGGGGUGACGGAGUUCCGUAGUAACAUUCUGGUUGGUCCAGCACAGCGAGCACCAAGUAGUCAACAAACCCAGUCCACAGUCUCACAUCUCUUCUCUCCUAGUGUAGUCCAGGAUGUGUUGGUGAAAGGAGAGCAAAUCCCUUCCCACAGUACCAGUUCACAAGUUCCCUCACCUACACCUAGCCGAGACUGUCAGAAUUCAGGCCAGGCUUCCCCCUGCACCUCUGAGCAGAGCCCCAGUCCACAGUCUUCCCAGAACAGCUGCUCAGGAAAACCUUCCACUGACCCUAAUACGGCUGCAAUUAAGAAUCAAAGAAUGAAGCAUAUUUCAGAACAAAAACGAAGAUUUAAUAUCAAGAAUGGUUUCAGUACUCUGAAGAGCUUGGUUCCAACCAACUCCAAGUUGAUCAGCCAUGCAAUCACGCUCCAGAAAACAGUAGAAUAUAUCGCUAAACUACAGCAGGAAAGAGCACAGAUGCAAGAGGAAACCAGGCGCCUUCGGGAAGAAAUCGAGGAGCUAAACGCUACCAUCAUUUCUUGUCAACAGCAGCUACCUGCUACCGGGGUUGUCAUAACACGGCAAAGACUUGAGCCCAUGAGGAAGAUGUUUGACGAGUAUGUGAGAAGCAGGACCCUGCAGAGCUGGGAGUUUUGGAUUUUCAGCAUUAUUAUUAAGCCACUGUUUGACUCCUUCAAUGGGAUGUUUUGCGCAGCAAGCUUUAAGGAUCUGAAUCAAACUGCAAUGGACUGGUUGGAUCAGCACUGUUCUCUUCCUGUUCUGAGGCCAAGUAAGUCAACUUCUAUCCAGCAGUUACUCCACAUCGUAGGAAGUCAGACCAUAUGUAAUACUAUUUCUUUAAAGUCAGAGGAUGAUAAAGCAAGCACAUGA